This is a messenger RNA of Lethenteron reissneri (Far Eastern brook lamprey), 9915 nucleotides long. RefSeq names its product voltage-dependent T-type calcium channel subunit alpha-1H-like. Gene Ontology annotation, cellular component: voltage-gated sodium channel complex; neuron projection; plasma membrane. Gene Ontology annotation, molecular function: voltage-gated sodium channel activity; low voltage-gated calcium channel activity. NCBI's taxonomy places the organism in Eukaryota, Metazoa, Chordata, Hyperoartia, Petromyzontiformes, Petromyzontidae. The record is from RefSeq and is a predicted model, not a curated record. Gene Ontology annotation, biological process: calcium ion import; membrane depolarization during action potential; positive regulation of calcium ion-dependent exocytosis.
GAGUGAGAGAGAGAGAGGAGAUUCAACAGCCAUCACGCAAAGAGCACACACACAACACACAAAGAGGAAGGCGGAGUAGUUACGUGUUUAUAUAUAUAGAGAGAAGAGUCUGGCAUAAUCACUCCACACUGAACUGCACAGGGUGAGGAAGAGACAGAGAGAGAGACAGAGGAGACACACACACAAGUGUGCGCAUGCACGGGUGCAAGACACCACACAGCCAAAGCAACAUUUUGGUUCGUCUCGGGAGACAAAAGUGAGGGCGGGUACAUAGUUAGCGAGCACCUAUUACUGAAAGGCCCCCCGCCUUGGAACUUUACUCGUUGAUUGGACUUUGGUGCCACGGAUGCUUAGAGGAAGAAGACAACUCGCGGGGGGGGGGGGGGCAUGUGGAUGAUGAUUGAUGCUGGACUCUGGCUAGGAGCAGUAAGUUGUUGAUUCUUCGCCUCCGUAGACCGCAGAGAGAUGCGAUUCUCGCUUUGUCGGUAAACGCACGACGCGGUGACGGUGGCGGAUUACUCGUGGGAGAUGGCACAACCGUGGAGAUACAUUUGACACGAGAGCCGGGGACACCGGCGCGGCGCUGCCAUGGACGAUGGCGCUCGCCCCACCGCCGCCGCUCCCGCUGCUCGCCCGACCUUCGGCAGAGCCGCCGCGUACUCCACGCAGCAACCGCAGCAGCAGCAGCAGCAGCGGGAGUCCACCGCUACCCCCGGAGCCGCCCACCCCCCCGCGGCCUCCACCGCUGGCGGUCCGCUGCUUCCACCACCACCACCACCACCACCACCCCCCUCCUCCUCCUCCACCGCCUUCGUCCACAUCUACGACGCGGGAGCGAGCGGCAGGGACCCGGCGGGGAGGGCCGCGCCGAACCGCGCCACCUCCACGGCCACCCCCGGUGGUGGAGCCGCCGGUGGUGACGGCGGCGAUGGCGGCGGCGGCGACGACGGCGGCGAUGGUUUGGAGGCCGGGAAGAGCUCGGCCACGGAGGGCCUCCCCUACCCGCUGCUGGCUCCCAUCGCCUUCUACGUCCUGCGGCAGAGCACACGGCCUCGCUGCUGGUGCCUCAAGGUAGUGUGCAACCCGUGGUUCGAGCGCCUCAGCAUGCUCAUCAUCCUGCUCAACUGCGUCACCCUCGGCAUGUUUCAGCCCUGCGAGGACAUCGACUGCUCCAGCGACCGCUGCAAGAUCCUCAAGAGGUUCGAUGACUUCAUCUUCGCCUUCUUCGCGGUGGAGAUGGUCAUCAAGAUGCUGGCGCUCGGCGUGUUCGGGAAGCAGUGCUACCUGGGCGAUACGUGGAACCGCCUCGACCUCUUCAUCGUCGUGGCCGGGAUGUUGGAGUACUCCCUGGACAUGCAGAACGUGAGCCUGUCCGCGAUCCGGACGGUGCGUGUGCUCAGGCCGCUACGCGCCAUCAACCGCGUCCCCAGCAUGCGCAUCCUGGUGACGCUGCUGCUCGACACGCUGCCCAUGCUGGGCAACGUGCUGCUCCUCUGCUUCUUCGUCUUCUUCAUCUUCGGCAUCAUCGGCGUGCAGCUGUGGGCCGGCCUGCUCCGCAACCGCUGCUUCCUGGCCAACAACUUCACCGAGAUGUUCAACAUGACCUACGACCCGUACUUCAUCCCGGACGAUGGGGACGAGUCGCCCUUCCUCUGCUCCCUCAACUCCGACAACGGCAUGCAGCGCUGCGCCGACAUCGAGCCGAGCCUCUCCCCGGACGGCGCCGUCUGCUCGCUGCCGGCGCUCCUCUUCCUGCAGCAGCAGCAGCGCGACGGGGAAGCGGCUGGGGCAGUGGCCGCGAUGGAGCAAGGCGGACAGCGGCAUCACAACCACCACCACCACCACCCGCCGCACCACGGCCACUUCCACAACUACGACGGCGGAGGGGCGGACGGGAUGCAGGAGGCGUUCCGGGACCUGCCGCGCAGCAACAGCUGCGUCAACUGGAACCAGUUCUAUUCACGGUGCGGCCCCGCGCAGCGGAACCCCUUCCGCGGGGCCAUCAACUUCGACAACAUCGGAUACGCCUGGAUCGCCAUCUUCCAGGUGAUCACGCUGGAAGGCUGGGUGGACAUCAUGUACUACGUCAUGGACGUUCACUCCUUCUACAACUUCAUUUACUUCAUUCUGCUCAUCAUCGUCGGCUCCUUCUUCAUGAUCAACCUGUGCCUGGUGGUGAUCGCCACGCAGUUCUCCGAGACCAAGCAACGCGAGUGCCAGCUGAUGCGCGAGCAGCGCGCCCGCUUCCUUUCCAACGACAGCACCCUCGCCAGCUUCUCGGAGCCGGGCAGCUGCUACGAGGAGCUGCUCAAGUACGUGGGCCACGUGUACCGCAAGGCGGCUCGCCAGGUCCGCCGCGCCUACCGCGAGUGGCGCCGCCGCCGGAGACGCAGGAGGAGUUUCGGCGGCGGCGGCGUCGCGAACGCCGGGAGCGUCUGCGCCGGAGGGGAGUACGGCACCGGCGCGGAGUACGCCGGAGGGUUUUGCUCGGCGGCGUGGGACCGGCGGCGGGGGAGGGCCGACGGCGGCGGCGCGGCCGGGGCCACCGCCGUGGCGUUCGGCCGGAGGCGGCAGAGGCCGGCGAAGGAGUCGGCGGAGAGGAAGAGGAGGCGGCGGCGGAAGAGGAUGCGCUCGAUCCACCACCUGAUCCAUCACCACCACCACCAUCACCACCACCACUACCACCUCGGCUCCGAGCAGCAGCGGCAGAAGACGGAUAAGCUCGUCGUGUUUGACAGCGGCGUCGGCGGCGGCGGAAACGCCAACGGGAGUUCCCGGCUACUCGGGAGCGAGUUAGGAAAUUUGCGCCAAGCGUGCGGCGAAUGCGGCGGCUCCAGCGGCGGCGGCAGCAGCAGCGGCGGAAGCAACGACGGCGGUGGUAGCGGUGGUAGCGGUGGUGGCGGUGGCGGCGGCGGCGGUAGCGGGGGCGGUUCGGCGCGUCCCUCCAACAGCCUCAUGCUGCCGGUAGGCCCGAGCCUGCAGCAGGCCUCGAGUUCGGAGUCAGUGCACAGCGUCUACCACGCGGACUGCCACCUCGACGCGCUGCCUCUCCGCCACUCGCCGGUGGCGGCCUCCCCACGCACCGAGUCGCUCCGCUCGGUGGCGCGGAUGAGCGCCGCGGCCGCCGCCGCGGCCGCCGCGGCCGUGGCUCAGGUCCAGGGAGGAGGCCCCCCCGGCGGAGAGGCGCCGGCGGCGGCGGGGGGCGUCGGGGCGUGUCACGCGGUGGCGGCGGUGUCUGACGGAGGGAAGGAGAAGAGGGUUCAGUCGGCGCCGCCGCCGAUGGAUCCGUACACGAAGCUCCAGCACUUUGUGGGAGCUCGCAGCUCGUGCUGCGGAGGGGGGGCGCCCCCCCUUUCGGUGUCGUUUUCCGCAGGGGCGGCGCGUGGCGACGUGCUGCCCUGCAAGCUGGAGAAGUGCUCGCUGUGCGCGGAGGCCGUGUCGGCCAUGCGGCGGCACGCCCAGCGGGACUACGACGACGAUGACGACGAUGACGAUGACGACGACGACGACGACGACGAUGACGAUGACGACGAUGACGACGAUGACUUGUGUUCCGAUUCGGAAAACGACGAGAAUGAGAAUUGCGAAGGAUAUAAUUCGGAUGCGGAUCGAGACCGGCAAGAAGAAGAGGAGGAGGAGGACGAGGCCCAUGUCGCCGCACGCGGCGGCGCCGGCGUAGGCGCGGGCGAGUGCGUGUACGAGUUCACGCGCGACGUCGUGCACUCGCGCCCGCACCACGCCGGCUGGAGCUUGGGGCGCUGCGGCGAUCGCUCGGCGUGGGACGCGGCGGCGGCCGCGGCGGCAUCGGCGGCGGCGUCGGCCGCGGCGAGACGGCAGCGGGCGCAGCUGACGCAGCAGCAGCAGCAGCAGCAAAGGAGGAAGCGGAGGAGGAAGAGGAGGAGGCGAGGGAGAGGCGAGGAGGAGGAUGAGGAGGAGGGCGAGGGCGGUGCCUGCCGGCGCUGCCUGCGUGCCCUCGCGCACUGCCUCCGCAAGAUCGUCGACAGCAAGUACUUCAACCGGGGCAUCAUGGUGGCCAUCCUCAUCAACACGCUCAGCAUGGGCAUCGAGUACCACGAGCAGCCAGACGAGCUGACGAGCGCACUGGAGAUCAGCAACAUCGUCUUCACGAGCCUCUUCGCACUGGAGAUGGUCCUCAAGCUCCUGGCGUUCGGUCCACUGGGGUACAUCAAGAACCCCUACAACAUAUUCGACGGCGUCAUUGUCAUCAUCAGCGUGUGGGAGAUCGUGGGCCAGUCAGACGGGGGGCUGUCGGUGCUGCGUACGUUCCGCUUGCUGCGGGUGCUCAAGCUGGUGCGCUUCAUGCCCGCGCUCCGGCGCCAGCUCGUGGUGCUCAUCAAGACGAUGGACAACGUCGCCACCUUCUGCAUGCUGCUCAUGCUGUUCAUCUUCAUCUUCAGCAUCCUGGGCAUGCACCUGUUUGGGUGCAAGUUCAGCCGCCACCUCGACAACGGAGACACCGUCCCAGACCGCAAGAACUUUGACUCCCUCCUGUGGGCCAUCGUCACCGUCUUCCAGAUCCUCACGCAGGAAGACUGGAACGUGGUGCUCUACAACGGCAUGGCCUCCACGUCGCCCUGGGCCGCGCUCUACUUCAUCGCCCUCAUGACCUUCGGGAACUACGUCCUCUUCAACCUCCUCGUCGCCAUCCUCGUGGAGGGCUUCCAGGCUGAGAAACACAAAUCACGGACCUGUGCGGAGGGCGACACGAACCGCUCCGAGUCAAGCUUCGGGAAGGGCUCCGUGAGCUUCGACGACGACCUGGGGAAGAAGUCGGAGUUCCCCAUGAUGACAAUCGUGACGCCCAACGGGCACGUGGAUUCCAAGUGCAGCCUGGGCCCGCCGAUAAUCACCCACACGGCCGCCACCCCGAUGCCGACGCCCAAGGGCUCGCCGCAUGCCGACGGCCCCGUGUCGCGGCACGGCAGCGCGGCCUCCAUCGGGCCGCCCGUCCACAGCGCCAACCCCGACCAGAAGUCUCUGGUCAGUAGCUUUAGCGCCGGCAGCUGGAGCAGCCGCCGCUCGAGCUGGAACAGCCUGGGCCGCGCAUCGAGCCUCAUCCGGCGCGGUGGCGGCAACGACGCCAACGGCGGCGAGCGCGAGUCUCUGCUCUCCUCGUCGCGCUGCGGAGCGGGGGGAGGUGGGGGAGGGGGGGCAGCGGCGGCCGCCGUCACCGGACACAACUCGGCCGCCGGUAGCGGUUGGGGUUCAGGCUCCGACGACGACGGCGGCGACGACGGCGGCGGGGAAGAGAGGGGGGGCGGUGGCGGCUCGACGACGAUGAUGGUGGGGGAUGUAGAGAAGCAGCAGAAUCAUCGCCACCACCACCACCACGGUCAUCAGCGCCACCACCACCAGCAGCAGCAGCAGCUUCACCACCAGCAGCGGAGCGCAAGCGUCUGCAAGGAAGCGCCGCGCAGCCGUCGCAGUGCGUCGCUCUGCACGUCGCCCGACACGCCCUUUGACCCCGAGCCCAUGGUGCUGGUGGUGCCCUCGCUUAGCCUGCCGGCGGGGGAUGGACCGGCGGGGGCGGCGGUGGGGCGCCACGCUCGCAGGGACAGCGCCUGCAACGGGAGGGCGGCGAGGGGUGCGGACGGGAAAAGGGCCGAAGAGGAGGAAGAGGAAGAUGAAGAGGAGUACUCGGAUGAAAGCUGUCUGAGUCGGAUGAGGAAACGCCUGCAGCCUCUGAAGCCGAGGUUCUGUGCGGAGCGCGAGGACUGGUCGCUCUACCUGUUCGCUCCACGCAACAGGUUUCGAAUGCUCUGCCAGAAGAUCAUCUCCCACAAGCUGUUCGACCACAGCAUCCUCGCCAUCAUCUUCCUCAACUGCAUCACCAUCGCGCUGGAGAGGCCAGACAUCCAGGAUCGAAGCAUGGAGAGGCUACUGCUCUCCAUCUCCAACAACGUCUUCACCGUCAUCUUCACGCUGGAGAUGACCGUCAAGGUGGUGGCCCUGGGCCUGUUCCAGGGUGAGAGAGCCUACCUGCAGACCAGCUGGAACAUCCUGGACGGCGUGCUGGUCCUAGUCUCCAUCGUGGACCUCCUGGUGGCCCAUGUGGGAGGCCCCAAGAUCCUGGGCAUCCUCCGGGUCCUCCGCCUCCUCCGGACGCUCCGCCCGCUCAGGGUAAUUAGCCGAGCCCCGGGUCUCAAGCUCGUCGUGGAGACGCUCAUCUCAUCGCUCAAGCCCAUCGGCAACAUCGUCCUCAUCUGCUGCGCCUUCUUCAUCAUCUUCGGCAUCCUCGGCGUCCAGCUCUUCAAGGGGAAGUUCUACUACUGCGAGGCGCCCGAGGCCCUGCGGGUGGCGAACCGCUCCGACUGCGAGGCGCACCAGCUCAAGUGGAUGCGAUACAAAUACAACUUCGACAACCUGGGCCAGGCGCUCAUGUCGCUGUUCGUGAUGGCGUCGCGCGACGGCUGGGUGGACAUCAUGUACAACGGCCUCGACUCCGUGGGGGUCAACCAGCAGCCCAGGCAGAACCACAACCCCUGGAUGCUCCUCUACUUCAUCUCGUUCCUGCUCAUCGUCGGCUUCUUCGUGCUCAACAUGUUCGUCGGCGUGGUGGUGGAGAACUUCCACAAGUGCCGGCAGCAGCAGGAGGAAGAGGAGACCAAGCGGAGGGAGGACAGGCGGCAGCAGCGGCUCGAGAAGAAAAGGCGCAUGUCGCUGUUUGCAGCCGAACAAAGCCAGAUGCUUGUGAGAAUUAUGGCAAAUAAGUAUCUGAGCAAAGAGGCCCAGCGCCAGCCGUACUGGGCCAGCUACUCACGCCCGCGUCUGCUCAUCCACAAGAUGUGCACCGCCCACUACCUGGACCUCUUCAUCUCCAUCAUCAUCGGCCUCAACGUCGUCACCAUGUCCAUCGAGCACUACGCACAGCCCAAGGCUCUGGACCGGGCCCUCAAGUACUGCAACUACGUCUUCACCGUCGUCUUCGUGCUCGAGGCCGUGCUCAAGCUCAUCGCCCUCGGCUUUCGGCGGUUUUUCAAGGAGAGGUGGAACCAGCUGGACGUGGCCAUCGUCCUUCUGUCCAUCAUGGGCAUCACGCUGGAGGAGAUUGAGAUCAACGCCUCGCUGCCCAUCAACCCGACCAUCAUCCGCAUCAUGAGGGUGCUGCGCAUCGCCCGGGUGCUCAAGCUGCUGAAGAUGGCGACGGGAAUGCGAGCGCUGCUCGACACCGUCAUGCAAGCCCUGCCGCAGGUGGGGAACCUGGGCCUGCUCUUCAUGCUGCUCUUCUUCAUCUACGCGGCGCUGGGAGUGGAGCUCUUCGGGAGCCUGGAGUGCAUCAAGCACGCGUGCGAGGGCCUGGGGAGGCACGCGACCUUCAAGAACUUUGGGAUGGCCUUCCUGACGCUCUUCCGUGUCUCCACGGGCGACAACUGGAAUGGGAUCAUGAAGGACACGCUGCGGGAGUGCGCGCCGGAGGAGGACGGCGGUCAGGAGGGCGGCGGCGGCGGCGAGAGCUGCUGCUGCCACAACACGCUCGUGUCGCCGCUCUACUUCGUCACGUUCGUGCUCGCCGCCCAGUUCGUGCUCGUCAACGUCGUGGUGGCCGUCCUCAUGAAGCACCUGGAGGAGAGCAACAAGGAGGCGCGCGAGGACGCCGAGCUCGACGCGCAGGUGGAGAUGGAGAUGGAAUGGGCGCGCUACGGCGGAGACGGAGCCGAGUCCGGCGGCAUCGGUCGCGAUUCCGAGAGCGGGCGCUCGUUCGAGAGGUGCAGCCUGCGCCAGGACUCCCCGCUGCAGCGCCACCACACGCUGGAGAAAAUGGGCUUCGACAAUGUCUCGCUCAUCGUCCAGGACUCGAUGGAGGCGGAGCUGCUGAUGAUGGACAACAUCUCGGGCUCCGUGUUCCACCACUACGCGACUCCGGUGCCCGAGAAGCGCGCCAACCACAAGCACGAGAUCCCCUUUGCGGAGAUGGAGGCCAUGUCUGUGACGUCGGAUAAACUCUCCGAGAAGUCCUGGUCGCUCCCGCUCACUGACGACUCCUACCCAGACGUGGGGGGCACACGCACACCCCAGCCCGAGGGCUGCUGCGCGGAGGACGCCUCCUCCCCCUGCCCGGAAGCGGGCGACGCCGAAGGCGGCGGCCACCUGCUCUCCGUGCGGAAAGUGAGCAUCGGGCGCACCCACUCGCUCCCCAACGACAGCUACAUGUUCCGACCCGUCGACUCCGUCGCCGGCCCGCCACUGCCGCCCGAUGCAGGGGGGGCGGCGGUCUUCGAGCCGACGACACCAGCAGCAGCAGCAGGCCCGAGGCUGCCGACUCAGCAGUCGCAGGCGGAGGCGGCCUCCUGCACCUUCCUCCAGCUGCCCCCUCCUCCGCCCUUCGCCGCCUUUCCCGCGCCGGCGCACGCGCAGGCGGCGGCGGGCGUGCCCCGGCUGCCCCCGCCGGCGCCCCCUCGCUCCCCCAGCUCCCAGAGGCUCCUGCGAAGACAGGCCGCGGUCCGAAUGGACUCCAUAGACGCCCCGACACUGGGCUCCAAAGACAGCCUCCUCUCCGCCACUCAAGACAGCCCUGUACACCACAUCCCUCAUCAGCAGCAGCAGCCACAACUGCCGCUGGCGCCGCCGCCGCCGCCACCGCCGCUCCCAUCUCUGCGGCCGCCACCCACCGUGCCGAGGCCUCUGCCCCGACGGGCCGGGAGCGGCGGCGGCGGCGGCGGCGGCGCUGCGGCUAACGGGGCGGGGGGGCGGCUGAGCCGGGAGGGCUCGGACCCCAACGACGAGGAGGUGAGGAGGAUCACGAGGGGCUCGGCGGCGUCGUCGGGCCGCGAGGUGAAGAAGUGCCACAGCGUGGACGACCGAGGGCUGCUCUCCGUGGCCGCGGCCGCGGCGGCCGCAGCAGCGGCGGCCGGGUCGAGUGCCGGGGCGGCGGGUUGCUGGUGGACGGACGACGCCAGGAGACACUCCAUUGAGAUCUGCCCCGAGAUGCAAACGCGAGCCGACCGUCGCGGUUCCCUGGCCCCCCUUGAGGGCAGACGCUCCCCGCGCCCCCCCCCACGCAAAGAAAAACUCAGCCCCCCCUGCAUCUCCGUCGAGCCUCCGCCGUCGGAAACCUGCGGCGGCGGUAACGGCCAGGGCGGCGGCAGGCGGCAGCCCUCCGGCCACCAUCGCCGGCUGCGCCACCACCCCUCGUCUCCGCCGACGCACCCCGUGCAGCGCCGAGUCGUCGCAAGACGGCGGCGGAGCCUCCGAGGAGUCCUGUAGGCCGCCGCCGCCCUCCUGCGCGCUGCUCCUGCCGCCGCCGGCGACGCCGCCGCCGCCGUCGUCGUCGGCGUCGUCGUCGUUCGGUUCCAAUUCUUCGUCGUCGUCGUCGUCGUCUUCGUCGUCGCCGUCGCCGUUUUUCUUGGCCGUGCCGUGGUCCGAGAGCUCCCCGCGGCCUCCGGCGCAGGCUCCGGCCCAGGCCACGCCGAGGCCGCCCCUGCCCCCUCUCCCGGCGCCGCCGUUGCUGCCGCCGCCCCACAAGAGGCAGAAGCGGGGCGGGGCAGAGCGGCGGCCCGACGGAGCUGUCUCGCGACGACGCCGCACCGAGGGACGCGCCGCCCGCCGCCGCCGGCGCCAAGCACGGCGACGUGGCGCAGCAGCCGCUGCUGCUGCUGCCGCCGCCGCAGCCGCUGCUGCCGUCUCCGGCGGCGACGGCCUGCCCGCACGGGCGAAUGCGGUCGCCGCUGAUGAAGCAGAGGACGUUGGCGAAGCAGGACGAGCAGUAGGGACAAGACGCCUCGGACCUCGGGGGCGGCAGUACCGCGGGCCGGCGUCGACUUUGCCGGAGACGCGCGAGCGAGUGCGAGCGAGCGAUCUGGUGCCGUCGAGGUUUUGUGUUGGGGGGUCCUGGCCGGUUGGGUGGGUGGAUUGCCGCGCCUCUCUGAGCGAGCUCACGCCGUCUGCGCCGUAGCC